Penicillium oxalicum is the source of this 747-nucleotide messenger RNA. RefSeq names its product Zn(II)2Cys6 transcription factor domain-containing protein. Gene Ontology annotation, molecular function: DNA-binding transcription factor activity, RNA polymerase II-specific; transcription cis-regulatory region binding; zinc ion binding. The coding region runs from base 1 to 747 and encodes 248 amino acids. The transcript is spliced from 2 exons. Gene Ontology annotation, cellular component: nucleus. Gene Ontology annotation, biological process: positive regulation of transcription by RNA polymerase II. The record is from RefSeq and is a predicted model, not a curated record. Lineage: Eukaryota; Fungi; Ascomycota; Eurotiomycetes; Eurotiales; Aspergillaceae.
AUGGCACCCUGUCUACGAAAAACCUCUAUUUCAAUAUCCAACUCCUCCUCUACCUCCAGCUCUACCUCCACCACUUCUCCCACGCACAACAACCGCCACCGCUCCCACAAAGGCUGCUGGACCUGUAAACGCAAGCGAAUCCACUGCGACGAGACACACCCAGGAUGUCAAAACUGUACAUCCAAGGGCGUCGUCUGCGAAGGAUACGAGAUUCGACUUCGCUGGGGGUCCGGAAUCGCUUCGAGAGGUCGGUAUAAUGGGGCGGCAAAGCCGAGUGUGGAGUGCAUUCCGCCGCCGUCGAAGAGGAGGUGGGAUUUGAGGAAUAAGAGUCGGAGGAGGAGUGAUGAUAUGGGUGAGAGCGUUGUGACAACUGGAGCUGCUGGUGGUGGUGGUGAUGGCAGUGAGGGCGAUGAACAAGGGCAGCCGGUACUGUUGGUUUUGGGAUCAGGUUUGAAUGGUGAGAUUGGAGGAGGAACUCGAACAGAACUACACUCUACAAAUCCACCUCCACCCGCAACCAACCAAGUCCCUGCUACGGUCAACAUCCUCAACGAACCUCCACAAGGAGACCAUUUCCCGAGUGACUAUCUGAACAUCACUAAACACUUUCAACUCCCCGUCUCAACACGCAUACUUGAGCCGCAACCAUCAUCACCGACUCAUCAUCUCUUAUCACCCUCCAUGCGACACGGGUAUCAAACGUCGCGUUCCUCAUCUAUGAAUGGGAGGAGGAGUGUUUUUGCGUGA